AGUUCAUAUCAUCAUCUCUCAUGCAUGACACUGCUACAUACAGGCAUCUUGGAAUUGUGUUAAGGAGGACCCGUGUUCCAGCUCUUUGUCCUAAACGUGUUCACAAUUCUCUGUCUUUCAAUCAGAAUUCAUUCCACGACAGCUAUAAAGGUGAAAGAGCGUCGCGACAGUUGCGAAUUAUAAGGCGUAUUAAUCGAGUCAAGUCGCGUAAGCAACACUAUGAGUCGAUUUCCCUUCAGUAGAAAGACAGUUGGCUUCUAUCAAGUCAUGGCUACACCGGUACCGCAAGCGCCCGAACCAAGUUGUACAAUGGAUUAUAGACAGCACGACUCGAAUAAGAAGUCUGUGUUAUUCAGAAGGGAACAAGAUAAGGAAACUAAGAAGAAAUAUUUCACACAAAAAUAUGGACAGGACCAAAUGAUGUUGAUUAGAAAAAGGCUGGCAGUAGAGGACUGGGUGUUUGAGCAGUUACGGGAUUUAUACAAUUGUGUGGAAGCUGAAGAGGAUCAUAAUUGCAAGCUAGACUUAGAAGAAGUUUUAAAUUUCGACAAUGAUUGUGAGAGAAGAGAAUACGUAUUAUCAGAAUUAACAGAUGCCAAAAAGCCAGAAGCUGAUGUUUUUAAAUUCGUAACCGAAUUAUUGCAGAAGGCACGGACAUUAUAACAUGGUGAUCUGUCUUUUCACAUCGUGAAUGAAUGAACUGUGUGUGUUUGUGCUACAGUCAUGUGACCUAGUCACAUGACAGCUGAAGAUGCAGAGCACACAGUGAGGUGGCCAGUGCCCCACACUAUGGAUAUUAUCAUUGUACAUAAGUCAGCACAGCCUCAUCCCUCGACUCCCCUCCUUCCAUGGACACCUGGACUACUCGCAUAUAUGGCUGGGCGUGCGGGCCAUCUUGUGUAGAGCAGUAUUACCUUAUAGAACCCUGGUUCCUGUAUCCCUGCUGUAAAUACAGAAUGUACCUCAGAAAGCUGGUCCACACCAGUCAACAUACCGGGCUGAAGCUAAUAUAUCGCACCAAAUGGGACUUUAUUCAAUGGGCGAGUUUGCAUGACAUUAGGGCAUCCCCCCACAUCUGACGGGAUCUACAGGUGAUUCACAGAUCUCUGAAGCCAGGCCUCCACCAAGCAUUUAUACCAUACACUCUGCUGAAUGGCAAAUCUACAGUCUGCUGCUGCUAUGUUCUAUGAUUCCAUGACUGUGAGGUACAAAUCCAUACACAAGAUGGACUUCCUAGUUCAUGUUGUGGUGGGGCGGCGGUGGCAGUGGCACCGGCUCCUCCUCCUGCUGCUGCUGCUGCUGCUGCUGCUGUCACGUUCUGCUGUUCAGCCUUCACUGCCACCGGGGAAGAGUGUGGCAUUAUGAUAUGAUUUGAACUAAGGGCAGAUGACCUGUCGACUAGAAUACUUUAGUUUAGCAUUGGCCUUGACUUCAGUGUGUUGUUAUUUUAGUACCAAUUUUACACAUAUUUUAUUACUCUUGUUGAGGAGAACUGCUGAUGUCUGUACACACAUUUCCCAAAUUGUUGUCAAAUGGUAUUUUACAGGUGAAAUAAUAAUAAUAAUAAUAAAUUAAAGUGAAACAUAUCGACGGUAUCUUUGGUAACAAUUACAGAAGAGAAUUAGCUAUUGAUGGGGGACUGACUCGCCAUUCUACUGGGCAGCACGGAGGGGAAUGACGUGCCAGUUUCCAACCUGGCAUCAUACAACUAAGGCAUUAUCUGGCUGGCUGGUUGGCUGGCUCUUUAUUCAGUGAUGGAAAGUAAACUAGAGAGAAAUGUGCGCUAUGAUAUUUGAAAAAAAAGAAAAAAUGGCAGCAACAUUUCAGCUGAAGUGAAAUAGUUCAUGAACUAUAUGAUUGAUAAAAGAAGAUUUGGCUGGUCUGUGUUAAGGAUUUCUCCAUGGCAUAAUGAAUUUCUAGAUAUGUGCUUGCCUGUAGUACUGCUUCUAGCAAUGAACAUCAACACGUUUCCCAGAUGAAUCGGUAGAUGAUGAUCAAAGGAAUGUCCAUCAAUUUGCUAGUUUUCAGUUUUCUUGCUGCUAUAAAGUUGCUGCUGCUGCUCUUACACUGCUGAAGCCUGAUGUCAUGGAAACAAACAAUUUGGUGUUGUACGUCUGUUCUUUAAUCUCAAUGUGUUUCUUAUGUAGCAUUCUGUUAAGCAUUGGACGCAGACAUAGAACAAUACCUAAUGUCAAAGGUACAGCAUUCUGUUAAGCAUGAGUUGCGAACA
Molecule: messenger RNA, 2230 nt
Organism: Haliotis rubra (blacklip abalone)
Lineage: Eukaryota; Metazoa; Mollusca; Gastropoda; Lepetellida; Haliotidae
Product: protein phosphatase 1 regulatory subunit 14C-like
Exons: 5
Coding region: 220-663 (147 amino acids)
Biological process (GO): regulation of phosphorylation
Cellular component (GO): cytoplasm
Molecular function (GO): protein serine/threonine phosphatase inhibitor activity
Source: RefSeq, a predicted model, not a curated record